This is a messenger RNA of Stegodyphus dumicola, 2015 nucleotides long. RefSeq names its product Yip1d-interacting factor 1 (gene Yif1). The record is from RefSeq and is a predicted model, not a curated record. Gene Ontology annotation, biological process: endoplasmic reticulum to Golgi vesicle-mediated transport. NCBI's taxonomy places the organism in Eukaryota, Metazoa, Arthropoda, Arachnida, Araneae, Eresidae. Gene Ontology annotation, cellular component: endoplasmic reticulum-Golgi intermediate compartment; Golgi membrane; endoplasmic reticulum membrane.
UCAAGACUUUUGAUAAAAUUGAAUUGUUGGAAAUUGCUGCAAAAUUGGCGGUUAUAACUAUCACUGUGCGAAAUGUAAAUAUCGUCAUAGUCACGUCUAUCUACAAGAAGCGGUAUAAUUUGCUAUGAACAAUGAAUCCUUCUACAAGAAGAACAGGUGGUCCCAGAAGACAGAAAGGCAUGAGGCCUAAUAAUCCUCCAGAAUAUUCAUAUGGCCAGUUUAAUCCUGGGCCACAAUUAUUUGAUGACACUAGUGGUGGUUUUGCACCACAGUAUCCACCAGGUCCUGCUCCAGGAAUGAAUACUAGUGGUUGGGAUCAGAGUUACAGUCAUCCAUCAUUUCCAGGACAGCAACUUUUGACAGAUCCUAUGGCUUCCAUGGCUAUGCAGUAUGGCCAAACUAUUGCUGGCCAAGGCAAAAUUAUGGUAGAAGAAAAGUUGGAGAAGUAUGUAUCCCUAUCGAAAAUGAAGUAUUAUUUUGCUGUUGAUACUGGUUAUGUAACAAGGAAAAUUGGAUUAUUAUUUUUCCCUUUUACUCAUAAAGACUGGGCAGUCCAUUUUAACAAUCAAAAUGAACCUAUACCUCCAAGAUAUGAUGUAAAUGCACCAGAUUUAUAUAUUCCCACUAUGGCAUUUGUUACAUAUAUUUUAAUUGCUGGUUACAUACUUGGGUCACAAAACAGAUUUAGCCCUGAGCAACUUGGCAUGCAAGCAAGUUCUGCAUUAGGUUGGUCUCUUGUGGAAAUUGCUGUACUAUUUUUGGCUCUCUAUGUAUUAAAUGCAUCUUCAUCUAUAAAAGUAUUUGAUCUGAUUGCAUUUUGUAGUUACAAAUAUGUUUGUAUGGUGGCAGCAUUAUUGGCUUCACUUGGCUUCAAAUCUCUUGGGUAUUUUGUUGCGCUUGGAUACUGUAGCAUAUCUCUUGGUUUCUUUUUGAUACGUACAUUACGAGUACUUAUUUUGCCAAAAACAACAUCAGACCAUUACUCAUCUAGUGGUCGACAAAGUUCAUAUUUAUUAUUGGGAAUAUGUAUUAUACAACCUAUUCUAAUGUACAUUUUAACUAAACAUCUAGUUACUUUUCAAGGAACAAAUGAAACAGUGGCAUAAAAAUAAAUUUCAUACUGGCUUUUGUGUCAGAUUUUUGUAUAAUAACAGCUACUAUAUAAAACUGUAAUAAAAUUGACAAUCAAAUUACAUGCUUUUAACUGUAAUCUUUUUCUCACUAAAGUUACAUAACACAAAAAAAGUUUCUUUUUUAAAAGAUUUAUCUGUAUUAGUACUGAUGCAUAAUUAUUUUUAAGCCAAGCAUCUGUGAUAUCCUUUAUUUCAUUAUGAUUGUAUGAAUUUAUCAUUAUUGCCUAUUUGUCAUUUUCUUAUACUAUUGUUUUUAUAUCAUCUGCUUUUCCCCCCUCCUCUUUGUGUUCAAAAUAUGAUCUGUUUAAUUCAUUCCCAAGGUCUUUUUUUUUUUUUUUUUUUUUUUUUUUUUUUAAAUACCUGCUGGAAUAUCAAAUUGUAAAGUUGGCCACCCUAAUUAGUUAACUAAUGGACCUUUUCUUCAAAAAAAUAUAUCUUCAAAAAAAUAUUUUCUUCAAAAAACUAAAGCUGUCUACUCUUAUAGAUUGUUACUUUGAAAUAAGAACUUAAAGGUUAUUUUUUUAUUGCCUGAUUAGACUCAUAACCAUGGGAAUAAUAGCCAUAGUUAAAAGGUCGACUUGCAUAAGUUUUUUCUCCGCUUCAUUUCUGCAAUCUUUUGCCUCAUGAAGAGUCUGCAAAUGAAGACUGACUUGAACUACAGUGUCAGACAAGGAUGGGGAAAAGUAAUGUAUGGUAAUUAUGACAUGAGUAAUGACUGCAAAUGAAAAGAAGGACAAUGCCUUGAAGUGCCUAUUUUUAAGAAACAGCAUCUGAGUAAAGCUUCAUAUGAUCCUUCUACCGACUAUACAUACUCUGUGAUAAGUUAUUUGCAUAUUGUCAUUAAUAAAAUAAAAGUGUUGCUAUUUUGGGUUUUGCUAAAAA